AUGACACCGUUCCAACUCGUCUACGGCAAGGCAUGCCAUCUCCCCGUAGAAUUAGAGCACAAAGCUUACUGGGCCAUUAAGCAGUUGAACUAUGACAUCAAAUCUGCGGCCGAGAACGUCUUGAUGCGAAAGUUGAAAUCCCGGUGGUCUUGCCCAUUCAAGAUCAAAUCUGUAUCAUCAAGCGGUUCCAUCGAACUAUGGGAUCAUUCCGGAAGCUCAUUCAAAACUAACGCUCAACGUCUGAAGCUCUACAACCCCGCUUUUCCAUCGGACGCGAGAGGAGUCAUCGCCCUCUCUGAUCCCGCAGAGAAAUGA
This is a messenger RNA of Tarenaya hassleriana, 315 nucleotides long. RefSeq lists its product as uncharacterized. The record is from RefSeq and is a predicted model, not a curated record. Bases 1 to 315 code for a protein of 104 amino acids. The transcript has 2 exons. NCBI's taxonomy places the organism in Eukaryota, Viridiplantae, Streptophyta, Magnoliopsida, Brassicales, Cleomaceae.